Messenger RNA from Dictyostelium purpureum, 2546 nucleotides. RefSeq lists its product as uncharacterized. The record is from RefSeq and is a predicted model, not a curated record. Gene Ontology annotation, biological process: lipid metabolic process; phosphatidylinositol-mediated signaling. The transcript is spliced from 4 exons. Lineage: Eukaryota; Evosea; Eumycetozoa; Dictyosteliales; Dictyosteliaceae. Bases 1 to 2469 code for a protein of 822 amino acids. Gene Ontology annotation, molecular function: phosphatidylinositol-4,5-bisphosphate phospholipase C activity.
AUGGAUAACACUUUAGAGAUGUCAACUGAUAUUUCAAUGUACGAUUUAAAACAAGGAAUUGAAUCAAUUGCAGAAGAAUUAUAUAAUAUUCAAUCAUUUAAUAAUGAUGUAAUUUUAGAUAGUUAUGAUAUUGAUGAUUAUGACCAUACUCAAUUAGAAAUUGAUAUCGAUUUUCAAAAAUAUAAGAGUGGUUUACCAAUUUUAAAAAUAUCAUCAAAGGGUAAAUCCCAAAAGAAGAAAUUAAUUUUUGAUUUAGAAAAAAAUCAAAUUAUUUGUGGUAAAAAAAAGAAAGUAAACUUUUCUGAAAUUGAUGAAAUUAGAGUAGGUCACAAAACAAAUAUUUUUAAUCAAUUCGUUUCAAGAAGUAAAGAUGAGGAAUCAAAGAAAACAUCAUUUUCAAUAUUAUUUAGUGGAAAUUUAAGAAAGUCAAUGGAUUUUAUAUGUGCAUCAAUUGAAGAGAGAAGAAUUAUAGUAUCAGCUUUGUAUCAUAUCGUUCAAGAUUCAAAGAGUGUAAAUAAUGAAUAUAAUUUUGUAAAGAAAGAAUGGGACUCAAUUGGCAAAGAUACAAUUGAUUUUAGUACAUUAAAGAAAGUUUUAGCCCGUUUAAAUUUCUCAACCAGUGAUGUUGUACUUCAAGGAUUAAUGAAAUUUACAGAUACCAAUUGUGACUAUCAUUUAGAUUUUUCAGAGUUUUCAAAUUUAUUAAAAUUAUUAAGAAGUCAUCCAGAGUUAAAGCCAGUAUUUUUCAAAUAUGCCCAAGGUAGAACCGAUAUCAUCCCAAUUCAUGGUAUGAUUCAAUUCUUUAAAGAAGAGCAAAAGGAAGAGUGGACCAUAGAAAUGUGUAAAAAUUUAAUUGAAAAGUACCACCACGAACGUUUAGACUAUAUCUCCUUUGAAAACUUUGAAGAGUAUUUAACUGGUGACCAAAAUCUAGCAAUCUACCCACGUUGCAAUGGUGUCUAUCAGGAUACCACCAGACCAUUAACUCAUUACUUUAUAAACUCAUCUCACAACACCUAUUUGAGUGGCCAUCAAUUAAAGGGUCUUUCAACUUCUGAAAUGUAUACAUAUCAAUUAAGACAAGGUUGCAAAUGUGUAGAGCUUGACGUUUGGGAUGGAAACGAUGGUGAUCCAAUUAUUUUCCAUGGUAAUACUUUGACUAGUCAAAUUAAAUUUUCUCAUGUACUUCAAACCAUCAAAUCUAGAGGUUUUGAAACUUCACCAUACCCAGUUAUUCUUUCAUUAGAAGUUCACUGUUCAAUUCCACAACAAAUUAUUAUGGCUCAACAUAUGAAGGAUAUCUUUGGCGAAAUGUUAGCAAUGCCAUUACCAGAAGGCUCUAAAGAAUUCCCAUCAUUAGAAUCUAUGAAAUUUAAAAUUUUAUUAAAAGGCCACAUCUCUAAAACACCUGGCUCAUCAACCUCAUCCUCAUCAUUAGGCUCGUUGGCUGGUGCAUUAAAUACAAGCAGUACAAACUUUAGUAACGAAGCAAGCUCCUCAUCUACUACAACCACAACAACCACAACAUCCACAUCGGGUUCAAACUAUACCACCGAUGACGAUGAUGGUGCUGUAGAUUUUAAAAAUGACGAAGAGCCAGAUAUUAAAUCAUCGUCUUCAUCAUUUAGUCUUGGUAGCAGUAAAAAGAAACCAACUAAAGAAAAGGUUGCGCCAGAGUUAUCUAGUCUUAUUUACUUGGUUUCACACUCAUUCAAAUCUGCCAGUAACACCAAAGAGCUUCCAUGCUAUCUUAUGCAUUCAUUAAGUGAAGAAAAGGUUAAGGCAUUGGUACAAACCGAUUCCAAAGAGAUGAUUAUGGCAUCACACGAACACUUUUUCAGAGCAUAUCCAAAAGGAACUCGUUUCGAUAGUUCAAACUUUGACCCAUCACCAGGCUGGUCCAUUGGUAAUCAAAUGAUUGCAUUAAAUCAGCAAACUUCAAGCGAACCAAUGUGGAUAAACGAUGGUAUGUUUACAGAUAACGGUGGUUGUGGCUAUGUAUUGAAACCACCAUGUUUAUUACCCGAAGGAUGUGAAGGAUUCGACCCAUCAUCACCAGAACGUGCACCACUUUCAAAAUACUCCCGUUUAAUUGUUACAGUUAUCAGUGCUCGUCAAUUACCAAAAUACACCAAAACCACCAAAGGUGAAGUUAUCGAUCCAUAUGUCACACUCUCAGUCUAUGGUAGCCACUAUGAUCAAAAAACUGAAAAAACAAGAGUUAUCGAUAACAAUGGUUUUAAUCCUCAUUGGGGCGAAGAAUUUGAAUUCCCUCUCUACAACUCUCAACUCGCCAUGCUUUUAAUUCGUGUAGAUGAUAAAGAUAAGGUUGGUCAUAAUCGUAUUGGUCACUAUUGCAUUAGAGUCGAAAACAUUAGACCAGGUUACAGAAUGAUAAGAUUAAAAAACAAUUUUAAUAGAUCAAUUCCAUUGGCAUCAUUAUUAUGUAAAUUUAGAUUCGAAGAAUAAAAAAAAAAAAAAAAAAAAAAAAAAUAUUAAUAAUAUUAACAAAUUUAUAAAAAUAAACUAAAUAAUAUAAAUAAUAU